This is a messenger RNA of Pieris macdunnoughi, 864 nucleotides long. Lineage: Eukaryota; Metazoa; Arthropoda; Insecta; Lepidoptera; Pieridae. The record is from the annotation of a GenBank genome assembly.
AUGAGUAAGCAUAUGUAUUCUACUGCUAAUUUGACCGACAAGGAACUUAAGGAACAAGGAAAUCGACUCUUUAGCUUACGACGUUUCGAAGAUGCUAUGAAUUGUUAUACGAAAGCUAUUAUAAAAAAUCCUUCAGUUGCAACAUACUUCACAAAUCGUGCAUUAUGCCAAUUGAAGAUGAAAAGAUGGGAUGCUACUUGCCAGGACUGCCGUCGAGCACUUGACAUAGACAGCAACCAAGUAAAGGGCCAUUUCUUUCUGGGGCAGGCUCUGGUUGAACUUGAUUGCUAUGAUGAGGCUAUUAAACAUUUACAUAGAGCUAAUGAUUUAGCCAGAGAACAGAAAUUAAACUUUGGUGAUGAUAUAGCUGCUCAAAUAAGAAUUGCUAGAAAAAAGAGAUGGAAUGUUCAGGAAGAAAAGAGGAUAUCACAGGAGAUUGAACUACAGACAUAUUUGAAUAGGCUAAUUAAUGAAGAUUUACAGCGUAGAAUAGAAUCAAUAAAAUUAGACAAUAUAAAUGAAGAAGAUACCAAUUCAAAAAUAACAAAGGCUGAAGAAGAAUGUAAUAACUACAGCAGCGAGUUAAAUAAUCUGUUUUCCAAAAUCGAUGAGCGGCGAAGGAAACGCGACGUACCGGAUUUCCUCUGUGGCAAAAUCAGCUUUGAGAUAUUGAAUGAGCCUGUGAUUACGCCCAGCGGUAUCACAUACGAACGUAAAGAUAUUGAGGAACACCUAGAGCGCGUUGGACAUUUCGACCCAGUGACUCGUGUGAAGCUAACCGCAGAUCAACUCAUACCUAACUUCACAAUGAAGGAGGUUGUCGAUGCUUUCCUGCAGGAAAACGAGUGGGCACUCGAUUAUUAA